UGAUGACGGCUGGAAUGUAAGUGUCUGGAAUGGCUCGCGCGAGUCGACAAAUUGGAUCUUUGCCCACAAUUUCUUAGGGUUUUCCAUCUAUUUUCCUUUGAAGGGGUUUUCCAAAUUCAAGCUUUUGUUUUUAUGUUUGUGGCGGCUUCUUGACCCUCUACUUCUCUCACCCCCGCCGUCACAGGCUGGGAUUGCUACCCUCCAAUGUCUCUCUUCCCGUCCCCCGCGGUUGAUCAAUUCCCCAACGGCUACGAUCAUCGCCUUUCCUCCAAGCGCAAGUUUGACGAUUAUGCCCUUGCUAUCGGCGACGAGCAAGACGACGAGACUCCCUUAGUUCCCGUCAGAAUGCGAAAAGACGAUCCCCGCCAUCAUGUCCACCACCCAGUAACGACCGUUGAUCCCUCGUCCAAGGCGCCGGUUUUCUCCUUCCCCGCCUCUCACGUCGAUUCCCGCCCUUCAUCGUCCGCCAGUUGUUCAUCAACCCGCCUCCAAUUCUUCAUCCGGAUGUUCUCCCAGGGCAACACCAUGGUGGUUACGGCCAAUCCGGAGGACACGGUCAAAUCCCUCCACGAACGGAUUUAUGUAAUGACGGGAGUCCCGGUCAUGGAACAACGGUUAAUUUAUCGCGGGAAACAGCUACAGCUGGAGCAAUCCCUAGCGGACUGCGACAUCCAGAAUGAUGCCAGUCUCCAACUCGUAGGUCGUAUGCGAUCCACUGACCACCCACAAACCUGGCAGGUCAUGGACGACAUGGUUUCUCUUAUUUGCCGCCUUUGCCGAGGAGAAAUGGUACAUUCCCCAUCCAAAAGCAUCAAAGAUUGCUUGAACAAAUUCUUCACAAUUACUCCAAAGGACAACAACGAAGCCGUUCAUGCUCACUUGCAGAUUUUUAUGGCAUCUUCGGCUCAUGCCGCUUUGGUAAUGCUUUAUAUGUCUCCUGUUACCGGUAAUAAGCAGUGUGCUGAUAGUUCAAUAAGACAUUUCUUAACUUCAUGUAGGAGUGCCUUAUCAAAAGAGCUGCAUUCUUACUGUAUACCAAUAGUAUUAGAGUUUUGCAGUUUACUUCGGAAUGUUGUUAAUGAGGAUAGUUUGUAUACUUCUUGCCGGAGUACACUGGGCAUGCUGCUCGAAAGUUUUAGCGGUUCUCUUGCUUUAAUGCUGCCGAAGGUUGAAGGAUUGAUUACCAUGAAGGAUAUUUUCCCCUUUAUUAGCGAGUUGGCUGGUCAUUUAACUGCAGAGUUGGAUUCUAGUUUAGAUUCUACCACGAGUGGGGGACCAUUAUCAAGUGAUGUCCGGGAUUUCACAGCAUUCUUGAACCCUUUGAGGUCCAUUUUUGAGCAUUUGUGUUCCCGAGUUCCAGUAUCAGCUGAUUGGAAAAAGAAGGAUUACUACCAUCCUCGGGAGAUGGAGUUUCUUCAUGCUAUAUUUAAUGAUUUGUUGUAUAAAAUGGAAAAAUGCCUUAUCAGAGUGGAGGAAAGCUUUGCAGCAACAGGAAGCGGUGAAGAUGAAUUCUUUCAUUUAGGGUGGUCUCAGUAUCUUUCCAUUUUGAAGGAACUGAAUGGCAUCUCCAAACUUUAUCAGGGUGCUGAAGAACAGUUUUGGAUGGUUUUGAGGAAUAGGAGGUCCUCAUUGUGUGCCUUAAUAAUUAGAUUCACCAGGCAAAAUGAUGAUCAUCAAUGGCUACUUGAGCACAAGGAUGUCACUGAUUUUGAAUCCAGGAGGCAUUUGGCCAUGAUGAUGUUUCCUGAGGUAAAAGAAGAUUAUGAGGAAUUGCAUGAGAUGCUGAUUGACAGGUCUCACUUAUUGGCAGAAUCAUUUGAAUACAUUGCUCGUGUGGACCCUGAAUCACUUCAUGCUGGUCUAUUCAUGGAAUUCAAAAAUGAAGAAGCCACUGGCCCUGGUGUACUGAGGGAGUGGUUUUUCUUGGUAUGCCAGGAUAUAUUCAAUCCAGAGAAUGCCCUUUUCGUGCCUUGCACAAAUGAUCGUAGAAGAUUUUUUCCUAAUCCUGCAUCUAGGGUGGAUCCUUUGCACCUUGAGUAUUUCAGUUUUGCUGGUCGUGUGAUUGCACUAGCGUUGAUGCAUAAAGUGCAAGUGGGUAUUGUCUUUGAUCGUGUAUUUUUCUUACAAUUGGCUGGAAUGGAUAUUUCUCUGGAAGAUAUACAAGAGGCAGAUCCGUGCUUGUAUAGCAGCUGCAAGAAGAUUUUGGAGAUGGAUGCUGAAUUUGUUGAUUCAGAUGCUUUAGGACUGACAUUUGUUAGAGAAGUUGAGGAGUUAGGAUCGAGGAGAGUUGUGGAACUAUGCCCUGAUGGAAAAAACAUUGCUGUAAAUAGCAGUAAUAGGCAGGAAUAUGUUAACCUUCUUAUUCAUGAUCGUUUUAUAACAUCUAUUUCUGAACAGGUAGACUAUUUUUCCCGGGGUUUCAGCCAUAUUCUUUCUAACUCAAGGCUUCAGAAGUUCUUUUUCAAAAGUUUAGAGCUUGUGGACCUUGACUGGAUGCUAUAUGGAAGUGAAAGUCCCAUUUGUGUUGAAGACUGGAAAGCACAUACGGAGUACAAUGGCUACAGAGAAAGUGAUCCUCAAAUAACCUGGUUCUGGGAGAUUGUUAAGGAAAUGUCAGCAGAGCAAAGGAAGGAACUUCUUUUCUUCUGGACCUCAGUCAAGUAUCUUCCGGUCGAAGGUUUCCGUGGUUUAGCCUCACGGCUUUGUAUAUAUAAGUCGACAGAGCCUUGUGAGAAUCUUCCUUCUUCUCAUACCUGCUUUUACCGGAUAUGUUUUCCACCAUAUCCCUCCAUGGGUGAAAUGCGAAAACGUCUUAACUUUAUUACUCAGGAACAUGUUGGGUGCAGCUUUGGUACCUGGUAACAGAACAUUAAGUUAAAUUUGCAUUUUGGGGGCGGGUGUUAACUGCACAUAGAAAAAA
Messenger RNA from Hibiscus syriacus, 2920 nucleotides. RefSeq names its product E3 ubiquitin-protein ligase UPL5-like. The coding region runs from base 205 to 2862 and encodes 885 amino acids. Gene Ontology annotation, molecular function: protein binding; ubiquitin-protein transferase activity. The transcript has 3 exons. Lineage: Eukaryota; Viridiplantae; Streptophyta; Magnoliopsida; Malvales; Malvaceae. The record is from RefSeq and is a predicted model, not a curated record. Gene Ontology annotation, biological process: protein polyubiquitination; proteasome-mediated ubiquitin-dependent protein catabolic process; positive regulation of protein catabolic process.